AUGGAGUUUACCGCCAGGGAGGUGGCCGAGCACAAGAGCCCGCAAGAUGCGUGGCUCACCAUCCACGGCAAAGUCUAUGAUGUGACCAAGUACCUGCACGACCACCCUGGUGGCGCCGAGGUGCUCACUGAAGCUGCGGGCACCGACGCCAGCGAUGAGUUCGACAAUGCUGGCCACUCGGAGGAUGCUUUCGAGGCUAUGGAGUUGUACUUGGUGGGUACCCUGCAAGGCUUCCAGAAGAAGAAGCCCAAGCGCAAACCGGUAGGCGUUGUCACGCCGCCCACGACGCAGCCUGGCCGGAGCGGCGGCGAUGUCAGGGGCGGCAGCUCCGUCACCAAGAUGGUCAACCUCGGCCUCUUCUCGCUCAGCGUGGUGGCUCUGUACUACGCCGGCCGCCAUUGGGGCUUUAGGUCGCCUAGAUGGGUUACACCGCUUUUACAGCGCAGCGGCAGCGGCAACACGUCUGGCGGACCUGGCUUCACCAGAGGCAUCCUCAUCGGGGGCGGCGUGUUUGCUGCCAUUGAUGCGGUUGUCGCACAUAGGUUCGCGCAGCUGGUAUGGGGCAGCAAAAAGUCCUUCACCAGCUAUCCUGCGCAUAUGAAGGUGCCGAGGCGCGUCGAGGAGGACACGCUGCUGCAGAGAGGGCUCCUCGACCCAGUCAAGUACUCGUCGCUGCCACUCAAGACCAAGACGCUCAUCGCCCCCAACGUCUACCGCCUCACUUUUACCCUCCCCACCACGAGCACCGUACUGGGCCUGCCCAUAGGGCAGCACGUCGUCAUCAAGGCCGACGUCGCCGGCGAGAGCGUCGCCCGGUCUUACACUCCCGUGUCCAACAACGCAGACCGCGGCGUCCUCGAGCUCGUCGUCAAGGUGUACCCCGACGGCAAGCUCACCAACGGCUACCUGGCGGGCCUCGAGAGCGGCGACGAGGUCCUCUUCCGGGGCCCCAAGGGCGCGAUGCGGUACCGGGCCGGCCUGUGCAGCAAGAUCGGCAUGGUCGCCGGCGGCACGGGCAUCACGCCCAUGUUCCAGGUCAUCCGCGCCAUCUGCGAGGACGACCGCGACACGACGCAGGUCAGCCUCAUCUACGCGAACCGCACCGAGGAGGACAUCCUCCUGCGCGAGGAGCUCGACGCCUUUGCGCGGCGGUACCCCAAGAACCUGCAAGUGUACUACCUGCUGGACCAGCCGCCGGAGAAGUGGCAGUAUGGAUCGGGCUACGUCACGCGCGAGCUGAUGCAGGAGAAGCUGCCGGCGCCGGGGCUGCACACCAAGAUGAUGCUGUGCGGACCGCCGGGCAUGGUCAACGCGGCCAAGAAGUCGCUCGUGAGCCUUGGCUUCGAGCAGCCGGGGGCGUCGGCGAAGGCCACUGAUCAGAUUUUCUGCUUCUAA
Molecule: messenger RNA, 1395 nt
Organism: Purpureocillium lilacinum
Lineage: Eukaryota; Fungi; Ascomycota; Sordariomycetes; Hypocreales; Ophiocordycipitaceae
Cellular component (GO): endoplasmic reticulum
Molecular function (GO): heme binding; oxidoreductase activity
Source: RefSeq, a predicted model, not a curated record